Echinops telfairi (small Madagascar hedgehog) is the source of this 2220-nucleotide messenger RNA. Its product is annotated as endogenous retrovirus group K member 7 Env polyprotein. NCBI's taxonomy places the organism in Eukaryota, Metazoa, Chordata, Mammalia, Afrosoricida, Tenrecidae. Gene Ontology annotation, molecular function: structural molecule activity. The record is from RefSeq and is a predicted model, not a curated record. Bases 615 to 1580 code for a protein of 321 amino acids. The transcript is spliced from 2 exons.
UCUUUUUUUCCUUAAUCCUUACUCUCCCUUUCAGGACCGUUCACUCGUCGGCAGGCUCCAACAGAUUGGCUCCUCGAACAGGGACCUGAAAACGGGGGACCAAGUGAAGGACACCGUGGAUUACAAGAUUCCAGAGCUGAGUGGUUGCCAACCCGACUUCGGAAACUGAGAGAUGGCUAAGAAGUCCCGCACUCAGAAGUUUCUGCAAGUUUUCAAAUUUUCCCUUUUCCUUUUGCUGAAGAAGAAGACAAGCACAUUAAUACUUAUAGCUUGGCGGUGAGGGGAUUCCCUAUUUUCCCAAGAUAUGAUUCUCAUUGUUUAUCUUAUACACAUGAGGUUUGGGGAGUGAGGUAUAAUCGUUCUUCUUUUGUAGCAACUACAGUUCUUAUUUCUGCAAGAGGCUUUAGAGGGAAAGUCAAUAAUAUCUCUGAGACCACUUCUACCCUGUUAUCUAUUUGCCCACUCCCUAAUGUAGAUCCUGGAAUGCAAUAAUUGGUAUGGACUCAUUGUCAAGGAGAAUAGCCUAAGAUAUUAUUAAAACAUACAGACUUGAAAAUAGUGGAUUGGAGCCCUCAUGGAGACUUUAUUAAUAAAUUUUCAAAAAUACCUUUAAGAUGGCUAAUGGUUCUUUGAAAGGAAAUGGCAAUGAAACUGUUAUUUGGCAUGAUGGAGGAUUAACCCCUCCUAUGCCGCAUUUGUUGGGAGAUACAAACUCUCAAGGCCAUUUAUGGAAAUUAUUAACAUCUGGGGAGCCAAUUAAAACCUGGAUUGGCAAUAUGUCUAUCAAUAUUUCUAAUACUGUUGCACCUAUUAGUAUAAAUCUUCAUAUUAAUGCUACUCGGUAUAUUCAAGCUUGUGUGAAAAUUCCUUAUGUUAUUUUAUCAGGAGAUAUUACUUGGAAUUCUAGUACAGGGGUUUUGACUUGUUCUUCAAAUUGUACUUUACAACAUUGUGUAAAUUUUACCUGGUGGAAAACUUCUAGCCAAACCAGAGACAGUUUGUAUCUUGUUAAAGUACGUCCUAAGAUUUGGUUGCCUGUUAAUUUAACUCAACCCUGGAGUGAAUCUGUGGGAGUAAUGCAGAUCUACAAUGCCUUGACUGAAUUGACCCAUCGAGUGAAAAGAAUGAUUGGACUGAUAAUAGCCACAGUGAUUGGACUUGUAGCUGUAGCAUCUACUGCAGCAGUGGCGGGAGUUGCUUUGCAGCAAGAAAUACAAACAGCAGACUUUGUUCGAGGGUGGCAUAAAGAUUCUCAUCUGUUGUGGCAACAACAACAUGACAUUGAUGCUCAAAUAGCUGAAGACAUCGCCAACUUACAACAAACAGUGUUGUGGAUGGGAGAUCAGGUAUCUGUGUUAGCUACUCGAGUUAUGCUUCGAUGUGACUGGAACACCUCUUAUUUUUGUAUUACUCCUGUUCCGUAUAACGUUAGUAAGGAUUGGAAAAAUAUUAGAAAUUUAUUAAUUGGACAUAAAAAUGUAUCUUUAGAAAGUCAGUUAUUAGAAUAUCAAAUUGGUGAAACUUUCAUUAGACAAUUACCCAAACUUAUUGGUAAUGAAAUUUUUUCAGGGAAUUGGUAAGAGACUGUCUUCUAUUAACCCUUUGGAACAAGCAAAUGCUUUAUUAUCUUUAACCAUUGAUAGUGUUAUUCUAUUAAUCAUUAAGGUUAUGGUUGAAUUAUUGGCCUUAAGUACAAAGUUACAUGAAGUAUGCCUGUGUACUUCGCCCCCUCCCCAAACGGGGGCAUAAGGCAGAGGCUGGUUAGUCAGAGAUGGGUAAGAUUGAGUCCAAGUCUCUCAACCUAAGACAGGUCAUCGUCACCUGGAGGACUGUGGCUGAUGACGGGUCAGAGUGAUUUCGGGACUCGACAACCUAAGACAGGCACAGUCAUCUGAUGGCGUUUUGAGUAAAGACUUGUCUUCAGUAACUAAAAAAGGGGGAGAUGUUGAAGGCCAUUAAGACUCAGCCUUGAAACGGCUGAGAAGUCUCAUGACCCAAGUAUCAGUAUCUGCUGUUUGCUUCUGCGCCUUGACAUUGAGACUAAGAAAAAGAACAAGGACAUAUGCGAGUUCUGGGAAAUCAGGAUGGUUAAUUUUAUCAAGGAUGCUUGCUUUGGAAAAACAUAGAGUUGUUGAUAUGUAGCCAAUGUGCUUGAUUAACAAUGAGAAAAAUAUAACCCCGGGUUGUUUCUGCAUGUAUAGAAGGAAGAUGUAGAAUAAA